AUGAACAAUCAGCUGAUCAAUAUCGUGCUGGACAAGUCGCGUCCUCGUCAUUUUCUUGAAAUUCGGAAGCAAUACUUCCCGGAAGACAUCACCCGAAUGGAUAUUGCUGUGAUGAAACCACCUCGGAUGGUCAUUGCUGCCGAACGAGAGCCAUUCCUAAGAGUUCUUAGAGAAAUUGAGGGUACGCCCUGUUCUGCUGGUCGAAAUAGUACUGAAUUUUGGUACUUCGCAUUCGAGAAAUACAUGGGAGAGCUAGGCUUUGUGGACGCAUGGCAAGGUAUCGUCGACGACGAGAAGGGCUUCGCUGAGAAUUUACGUGGAUUUCUUAUGGCCAGCGAUAGAUAUUCUUACGACGUACUUCGUUUUGCGAACGAAACCAUAAAGGCGUUCCGAUUCACCACCCGACUGAAGAAUGUCGGCACUGAUGAGCUUAUUGAUCUAUGUGCUCAAACGAUGAGGUGA
This is a messenger RNA of Cooperia oncophora, 462 nucleotides long. The record is from the annotation of a GenBank genome assembly. NCBI's taxonomy places the organism in Eukaryota, Metazoa, Nematoda, Chromadorea, Rhabditida, Trichostrongylidae.